This is a messenger RNA of Cimex lectularius (bed bug), 6575 nucleotides long. RefSeq lists its product as uncharacterized. Bases 92 to 6364 code for a protein of 2090 amino acids. Lineage: Eukaryota; Metazoa; Arthropoda; Insecta; Hemiptera; Cimicidae. The record is from RefSeq and is a predicted model, not a curated record. The transcript is spliced from 11 exons. Gene Ontology annotation, molecular function: protein binding.
UGUGUCAGUGUUUAUAGAAACGGUGCCGUUGUGUGACAAAUCUAUCGGGAAUUUUUGUGUGUUUGUAACCGAGUGUAGUGCGGGGAUCGCGAUGGCGAAGCUGGUUACCAUAUUAUUGCAGAAAUCAGACCCGGAUUAUCCAUGGGGGUUCGCUCUAGGCUCCCAACCGCCGGCCCAACCCUCCGUCAAAAUAACAUGGGUUGAUAACAGCAGCUUAGCUUCUCAGCAUCUCGAGCUUGGAGAUCGAGUUCUCGAACUUGAUGGAGUGGAUACGACCAUGCUUAGCAAUGCUGAGGUAGAACGGAUAGUCAAAAGCCCGAGCAAAAAGUUAGAAAUGCUUAUAAUGAAGAAGCCGAAAGUGAAGAUCAACCCGUCUGUCUUCGAAGAUCCCCAGGUGCAGUUUAAAAAGACUGAAGAGUCGAAAAAAGUGUCUUACCAAGAGACGCGUGAAAGGACAGAAGAGAAAAAAGGCUAUAUAGAAAAGGACGGCGUUUUUAAAAAUCCCGGAUCGGAGAAAAUGAAAACCGAAAUUUACAGGACGAAUCCGCCAACCGAAGGAGUCGUGAAUCAAACAGGCUGCUUUUCUCAGAGCAUGAUAUUCAAUAACAUCAACAACUAUAAAAAUGAAAAGCGCAAAUUCGAUCCGAGAGAGGAAAAAAGGAAAUUCUGGGAGAGUUGUAGUACAGGGGAACCAGUAAGAAAUAAUGAACAUUUGUCUUUUUACAAAUCUGAUGAUUCAUCCCAAAAGUUUUAUAAAACGGAAGUCUCAGAUUUGAAAAACGCAAAUUUCGAGACGCAAAGGUCGAAAUCUUGCGAACAGGCUGAUGCUAAACAAAAUAACCCGUUUUGUACAAACGAAGCACGCGGAAAAGGAAGAUUUCUUUCUUCUAAUCCAUUUCGUGACAAUCAUCCACCCAUGGGCGAAUCGAUAUCAAAUGAAAAAUUUGUUUCAUCAGAUGGAAACUCUUUCACUUACUACACUUCAGGAUCGAAACAAGCGCCAGAAACAUCUUCAAGGGCUACAGAUAGUUAUAAUUCCCAAAAUGUCUAUGUACACGACAAAAGUUCAACCGAGAAGAAAAAUAAUUUGAAACAGACUGCUCGAGAAACAUCCAGUGAAAAGUUGUCAUCCACAAAUGGUCAAUCCAGCAAAGAUUACUGGUCGAAUUGUACCUAUGAGAACCAUCCAGUUAAUGAUAAAUACCCGUUCCAACCUAAAGAUUUCCACACGAAAGUUUUUGAAAAAACACUACCCGUACCAAUUAGCGCCAAAAAGAAUGCUAAAGACAUCGUCGAGAAGAGAAUAAAAGAAAAAUAUCGCCAAGAAGAAAAUGAAAAAUGUGUUAGGUUUUCCACCAGUCCGACUCUUCUUCGCAAGCCUUCUGAUUUUAUCAAUAAUCGAAACGGGAAGAUGAAAGAAGUGCCGGAGCAAAGCAAUAAACAUAGCGCUUUUGAUACAAGUUCAGGAAGUAGAGAUAAUAAAUCAUCUGUGGAAAACAACGCUAAAUCAUAUCCAUUCGAUGAAUCUGGCAAAAACAGAACAGUAGAAGAGAGUUUGUACAGUAAUUCACAAAAUUUUAAAAAAGGAGCAUCAACGUGCGAUAUAAAAUUGCAAAACGAAAAGGUACAUCACGAGUCAACCUUCCAAGAUACUGAAGAAACAUUUAAAAGUGAAACAUCUUUACCAACGGUUCAAAAGGUAUCUUUUUAUGAUGCCAAGUUUGACGAAUCAUUCAGUCAGGAUAUCGCUGAUGACCGUUCUUCCAAAUGUUUACAGUCCUGUACCCAAGAGGUUAAACGUGUUGAGAAUGAAAAAACCAAAUACGAGCACAUGACUUUUACCAAAUCCACAUACGAAGGGGUGACCCGAAGCUCGAAUGCCCCGUACGAAAGCGUAGAAAAAGCCAGCAGUGAAAAAUACAAAAAGGAUUACAAACCAAUCUCGAGCCUGAUAGAACGUUCCGAAACUCCAUCGAGCUUUUACGAGAAAUGUUUCGUGAAAGUAUACCGCGGUGGGCAAAAUUCCGAAGAAACUUACGAAGAAAUGAAGAUGACGGGAUCGACACAUGAGCAUGCGAAAGACGAAAGAGCGGAUUUAAUCGAGAAAUCAUUUCAGGAGAUGUCGAUGAAGGAGGACCGUUAUGAAGCGGUGUUUCACGAUUAUGCGCGCCAAUCGAGCCAAAUUGCCGCAAGCAAUGGAUCAACAGGAUUUUCAGCAGGAGGUCCGCCCCCACCUCCUCCACCACCUGUUCAAGGAAGCAUACCACCUGUCCGAAUCGCAUCAGAGAUCGGACCCAAAAAGCAUUACGAGCCUCCAGCUGCUAUUCAGAAUGCGAUGAUGACAAAAGACAAAAAGCCGUUCACAUAUACGCCUGGGGGGUUGGACCUAGCUCAGAUCAGGAGUCCCAGAAUGGCGAAAAGGAUCAGCCGAAAUGCUCACAUGGAAGAUAGUUGCACGCCACAAUUACAGCAAAGACCACCUGGAGCACCAACACAGCCCCUGCCACCAUCAGCAUUAGCAGCGAUGCAGCCUCAAAUAGCAAUACCAGUCUUCCCACCUGGGGGCGGAUUUUCAAACACUCCUUCACACGGGCAAUCUUCUCCAUCUUUACCUCCUCCUCCACCAAUGCCUGUUUCACCUGAGCACUCUGGAUUUCCUCCUCCCCCACCAUUGCCAGCUUUUAACACUAACAGUGAUGAUGCUCCAGAUUUCCCCCCGCCACCUCCACCAUUGCAAAAUCCAGGAACUCCAGGCACACCUUCAUUCACUGGAGCUAUGAAUUUUCCACCACCUCCUCCUCCAUUGCCUGAAGCAAAUACAUCAUACCAAAACACUCAGGCUAAUUAUGGUCAGAAUGGAAGUGGUCCUAAGAACGGAAACAGAUCUCCUCCAAGUUAUCUCAAUGAUAUCCAAAAUCGCCCUGCUUUAAGAUCUGUAGGACCUGCCAACCAAUAUAGACCACCUCCGAGUGAUUUUGUGGCUGAGAUUCCAUGUCAUGCACCGCUUAGACCGACAAACCAACCUCCAAAAUCAUCUUUUGACCCAAAUAACACUCAAGCUUCAAUUCAAGUACAAUUGAAACCAGUUUCACCAAAACCAGUUCCUGUUUCAAACUGCGGCCCACCUUACAUCCCUGUACAGCCAGUUUACAUCCAACCCAAACCAGCAGAAGUCCUUUUUGACAAUAAACAGCAACCAGCUUAUGAGCCAUCACAUCACACAGUAGUCAUCCCAGUGCAAAACACAAAGCCCACCCCAUUGCAGAUGCCAACAAACCAACAACCGCCAACACCACCAAAACAAAUGCCACCGACACCAGGAAGUGCAACAAAGUCACCUGCACCUUGGAUGACCAGUCGUCAACAAUCUAAAGAAUCUCCACCACCAUGGGCUAUCAGACAAAACCAAGUUGAAUCUCCACAACCACAAAAUCUAUCUCAACAACAACCAACUGGUUCUGUAACUAGAGUCAUACCAAUCCAAAUUGAAGGUAGGGAACCACAACCGACUUCUCAACCUCAACCGACUUAUCAACCACAGCAGCCCAGUCAUCAACAGUACCAAUCUCCUGUUUAUCAGCAGCAAUCACCUUCUCCAGUUUAUCAACAAGUACCAAAUUUUCAACAGCAAGGGGCUCCAAUGACACAAGAACAAGUUAAAACUAGAAUAAUUCCAAUUCAAAUUGAAGGAGCUGAAUCACCUAGAAAUUAUUCUUCACAACAGUCUGUACCAAACCAAAACUCUCCCCAUUCAGAUAAUUUGCAGAGAACAACAAGUGUAGACGGAAGUAGACAGUUGCAAAGUCAAAACAGUUGGAGUCAAGGAACCUCUAAUCCUAUUCAGUCCAGAUCCUUUAGAGUUUUGCAAAAGAUAACUGGUUCUGACGAAGAAGCUACUGGCCCAUUUCAAAAUCCUGGUGCAGAAACAUUUCUAGUCAAUAGGGUUUUCCCUCCUCAAGCUACAGCUCCAGUGGGUGCAGAUAAUAAUAUGUGUUGGGAUCCUAAUACACCUCCUCCAUACUACCCCAAUCCCAAUUAUUGGUACUACCCUCCAAAAAAUCCAGAGGAACAGCAAAAAUUUUGGGAACAUUAUAAUGCCAUGUGUGCAUACAUGGCUCAGAUGAAUGCCGCUGCAAUUAGAUAUAGUCCGUAUCCCAUGUAUCCAUACGUACCCACCUACCCCAGCGAUUCAGAAGAAUACUCUGGCUAUUCUUCGAGCGAUGAAAUGUCCUAUUAUGGUCACAUGUUUAAAAAACAAGCUGAAUUGCAAGCGGCGGCUCAAAAACAAUAUUACGAUGCCCAACUUGCAGCUCAAAAUCAGCAGCAAUUACCGACCCCUCAAAAUGUCCAGUCAGCUGAGCAAAACAGUAAAGAUGACAAUAAUAGAGAAUCUGAUAAUUCGCCGGAACAAAAUGAAAAUUCUGAUGAAUCUGACACUGAUACAGAAGUGGAAGAAGAGUGCAAACCGAUUGCGCUUCAAAGUAUUAAGUCAGUACCAAAUCUAAAUGUGUAUAUUUCCCAGAGUCCCGAUUCAAGUUCUGAAGAAAGUGAUUUGGAAGAACUUGAAGAGGAAGAAUCAGAUUCUGAACUUCCUCAUCAACUGAGUGUUAUAUUUGAAGAGAGUGAGCAUUCGAGUGAUGCAGAAAGCUUUAAGAAGCAUGCAAUAAAGAAAGAAAUUGAUGAAAGUGACGCAGGUAGUUCACCAUCAACCCUGAACAAUAAUGAGGAAGAUGAUGAUUCCCCUGUUGUUGUUCGUUUACCUUUGCAAUUCAAAAUCAGUAGAUCAGAAAAUGAUGAAGAAGUAACCACUGUGAUAGUAGGAAACAGUGAAGUCAAUGCUAAUUCGGAGGAAAAGGAAGGAAAUUCAGAUAAUUUAAUCAUUACUGAAAUAAUAAAAGAGAAUAGCGAUCCAGACGUAACUGCGACCAUUAAUUUAAAUUUGUUGAAGAGAAAAUCAAUGCAAAAAGAUGUCUCAGAAGUGACAAUGACAGGAAGUGAAAAAAGUGAUUCGGAAUCGCCUACAGACUUUUGGAGAGAUAUACAUGAUAAAGAAACAGAUAUUGCAAAAUCUCCUAAUACGGUCAAUGAAACACAAUCUCUGAUAUCUGAAGAUGAUUCAAAACACGAAGAAAGCGACUAUCACUGGGAAGACGAUUCUAGCAGCACAAGCAUUCAGACUGUGAAAAAAGGGUUAUCAGAAAGUGAAAAUUUCAGUGGAAGUGAAGUCGAAGUUCCAUCGAAUGUUGAAGAGAAUGAAAAUGCUGAAGAUGAAGAAGCGGAAACGUGUGAUGAAGAAAAACAUGAGACUGAAACAUUACUUCCUAAAAGCAAUGAUUCUUCUAAUGAAACAAGUAGUAGUGAAGAAGAGACUGAUAACUCUGAUGAGGAUAGUAGCGAUUCAAGUUCAGAUAAUGAAGAAAGUGAUGUCGAAAAAGAAAAAAGCACUGAAGAAAAAGCUGAACCUUGUCAGAACUCAGAAAUACAGACUAAGUGCAAAUUGGAAAAAUUGACAUCCUUAGAGGAGAGUGAGGAAGAUGAUUCAGGAGUCACAUCAGAUAUAAGUAGACAUAUUUCUGAGACUGAUACAGGUAGUGAUGCAGAAUGCACAAGUGAAUUAAGGAAAAUGACGAGGUACCAAAGGGCAGCAACACAUUCCAGAUUAUUCAAAUUAUUACAGGAUGAGUGUGGAGUAGAACAAGAGAAUGUUGAUCAUGAGCCUCUAGCGAUGAAAAGAGAAAGACUGACAUUACCUCUUAAUACUCAAAACAUUGGAGAGCAAGAAAGCCUGAGCUCAUCUAGUGGCAUCAACUCUCCACUUUCUCCAACUGCCACUGACAGAUUAGUAAAAGAGUUGGUCCAAAGUUUGCUGAGUAGAAAAAAAGGGCGCCAUUUUAGAAAAUUGCCUUUGGAAAAGCUCCACGCUGCUGCACUUAAGAUUCUCCAAGAAGAUAUGGAUCCAUAUGACACAGGAUCUACUUCUGAUGAUAGCAGCUUUUUCUUAUCGCCUGCCAGUAAUCCUCAAAGUAAUUCCUCUGAGGUCGCUGAACGUAUGCAAGUAGAAAUCCCAAACCCAGAAACAUACGGUGUCAAUUAUUACGACUACUGUAAUUAUUACAACACCUGGGCUAACCCAGAUCGCAAUCGCCAGUCAGGCAAUUUUGAGGAUUAUGAUAUAGUCCCGUCGAAAACGUUCAAAAUUUUACAGGACAACUCACAAAUUGAACCGGUGAACUCACAGACUACAAAAGGAAUUGUAGUUCGUUGUCCUAGAGUUUCAAGUUCCCGAUGUAAUAAUCCUAACCAUUCGCCUGAUAGCACACUAACUCCAAGAGAACCUGAAACAUCUGGUCCUCAAGAAACAUGAAACCCAGAGGGAAACUAAUGAAGGGUUUUCAUCAGUUCUUGACUUGCCCAUAAGGUCACAAUCAUAUUAGGAGAUCGUCUUGAUGAAUCCGAAUACUGAGAUGAACAAGUCAAAUGAUUACAUUUGUAACAACACUUCACUCGAGCUUUACUCACAACGGAAGAAAAGGACCUUUUUCUGUUUUUUAAAAAGCUGACAUCAUAAGAAUUUU